Sphaeroforma arctica JP610 is the source of this 1095-nucleotide messenger RNA. Its product is annotated as 60S ribosomal protein L10a. The record is from RefSeq and is a predicted model, not a curated record. Lineage: Eukaryota; Ichthyosporea; Ichthyophonida. The transcript has 2 exons. The coding region runs from base 109 to 759 and encodes 216 amino acids. Gene Ontology annotation, molecular function: RNA binding; structural constituent of ribosome. Gene Ontology annotation, biological process: translation. Gene Ontology annotation, cellular component: large ribosomal subunit.
CGGGAUCACUGGCAAGAAGUUAAGAACAUGCUCGUGUCCGUAUAUUAGUCUCCUUCACACCCUAAUUAAUCGUUCUUUUUACCCAAGCAUUAGCCCCGCAUUGUAAUCAUGAGUAAAUUAUCGAGAGAGACAGUAGAGAACGCCUUGGAGGAGCUCUUAAAGGAGUCCACCGACAAGAAGCGUAACUUCCGUGAGACCAUUGAGCUUCAGAUCGGCCUCAAGAAUUACGACCCCCAGCGUGACAAACGUUUCUCCGGAACUGUCAAGCUUCCCAACAUCCCUCGCCCUGGAAUGAAGAUCUGCAUUCUUGGAGAUGCUGCCCAUUGCGAUAAGGCGAAAGAGAACGGUAUCCCCCACAUGUCUGUUGAGGAUCUUAAGAAGCUUAACAAGAACAAGAAGCUCGUGAAGAAGCUUGCCAAGUCCCACGAUGCUUUCCUUGCAUCCGAGUCUCUGAUCAAGCAGAUUCCUCGUCUAUUGGGUCCAGGUCUUAACAAGGCCGGUAAGUUCCCCACCCUUCUUCUGGCCAAUGAUGAUAUCGUAGCCAAGGUUGAUGAUGUCAAGUCGACCAUCAAGUUCCAGAUGAAGAAGGUGCUUUGUCUUGGUGUGGCUAUUGGUCACGUUGAGAUGGACAAGGAGGAUGUUGUACAGAACAUCUUCUUGGCUGUCAACUUCUUGCUGUCUCUGCUUAAGAAGAAUUGGCAGAACAUCAAAUCUCUUAACAUUAAGAGUACCAUGGGUAACGUCAAGCGUCUGUAUUAAGCGACCAACUUUUAUAGAGUUAAAAGUCGCUUAGACACGCGGUUUCGCUGGGAUCGUGCUGUGCUGACUCUGUCCUUCUUGUAGCCAUAGACGGCACGUGUAUGUAGUUAUUAUUACAUGCGUGUACGUAUAUGUAUGCAAGCAUGUAGCCAAAUCCUUCAUUACUCGAGGGUGGGGUUGUAUGUGAGCAGAGUUGGUGCGCGUGCCUUAUUCCAUGUGGAAAUCUUGUACUAUAAAUACGCGAGUACCAUUGCACUCCGUUGGGUGACCGCGGUUGUGUAUAUGGGAGCGGGGCUUUGAGUUAAAUAAAGGACGUCUCCUUAUUACCACUAUUAA